This is a messenger RNA of Protopterus annectens (West African lungfish), 536 nucleotides long. Its product is annotated as somatostatin-2. The transcript has 2 exons. Gene Ontology annotation, biological process: regulation of cell migration. Bases 74 to 403 code for a protein of 109 amino acids. Lineage: Eukaryota; Metazoa; Chordata; Ceratodontiformes; Protopteridae. The record is from RefSeq and is a predicted model, not a curated record. Gene Ontology annotation, cellular component: extracellular region. Gene Ontology annotation, molecular function: hormone activity.
AGAGUCAGAGAAGAGCCUUAAACAUCUAGCAAGCAGAUACCACUACAACUGAAUUUUACAAACUGACUCAAAGAUGCAGUUUUUGGCCAGCCUGGUAUCAUUUCUCCUUGUUGUGUGGAGUGUGAAAGCAACAGCGUUACCUGUAGAGGACAGACUGUCUGUACACAGCAACAGGGACUUAACUAGAGAAAGAAAAGAGAUGAUAUUGAAAAUGAUCUCUGGGCUUUUAGAUGGUUCAGACAACUCCCUCUUUGGUGGAGAAGUUACAUCCAUGGACAUUGAGGAACCCCUUGAGAACAAACUAGAAGAGAGAGCUGCUUACAAUCGAUUGCCACAGUUGCCACAGAGAGAUCGUAAAGCACCCUGCAAAAAUUUCUUUUGGAAAACAUUCACAUCCUGUUAACAAUCAAACAGCACCCUGACAAGAAUUUGAUGAACUGUUACCUGCAGUGUAUAUACUAUGAAAUUGUCCAUUAUUUUAGUUUCUGGUAACUUGAAAUCAUGUUUAUUGCAUCAGAAAUAAAGCAUGGCUAGUG